UGGAGGCGUGCUUUGGCCUUUGACCUAAGCACAUAAAUAACAGGGGGGGGGUGAACGGUGUGUUCUAGCCUUUGGCAGGGGAGGCAAAUCACAAACAGCACCAGCUCCAGCACCAUCCAGGAAGCGAACAGGAUUUGCAAGCCCUGCAGGCGUGAUGGAAGCAAUCUUUGGACAAAAUAAAGAGGAGCACCCAGAGCCCAUCCAAGCCGAAGUCUCUGGUGAGAUCCCAAGCUGGAUGGAGGGGAUUCUUCUUCGCAAUGGCCCCGGUAUGCAUACGAUCGGGGAGAGCAAGUACAACCACUGGUUUGAUGGCAUGGCUCUGUUGCACAGUUUCACAAUCAAAAACGGUGAAGUAUUCUAUAGAAGCAAAUACCUCCGCAGUGAUUCAUAUAAUUGCAACAUCGAAGCAAACAGAAUUGUGGUGUCUGAAUUUGGAACCAUGGCUUAUCCAGAUCCUUGCAAAAACAUAUUUGCCAAGGCAUUCUGUUAUCUAUCCCACACAAUACCAGAGUUCACAGACAACUGCCUGAUCAAUAUCAUGAAAAACGGUGAGGAUUACUAUGCAACCAGCGAGGUAAAUUUCAUCAGAAAGAUUGAUCCGCAGACUCUGGAGACUCUGGAAAAGGUCGACUACACUAAGUAUGUAGCCAUCAAUUUAGCAACCUCUCAUCCCCAUUACGACAGUUCUGGAAAUAUUCUCAAUAUGGGCACCUCCAUAGUUGAUAAGGGGAAGACAAAAUAUGUCGUCUUUAAGAUCCCUCCUUCUGCACCAGCGAGUGGAAAAAAGGGAAAGAAGAAUUGUCUGAAACACCUGGAAGUGAUGUGCUCCAUCCCCUCCCGCUCCCUUCUGCACCCAAGCUAUUAUCACAGUUUUGGCAUUUCAGAAAACUACAUCCUCUUUAUAGAGCAGCCCUUCAAACUGGAUAUACUCAAGCUGGCAACAGCUUACAUUAGAGGGGUGAACUGGGCCUCUUGCCUCAUCUUCCACAAGGACGACAAGACCUGGAUUCAUCUCAUUGACAAAAGAACCAAAAAAGACCUGCCUGCCAAGUUUUAUACUGAUGCCAUGGUUCUCUUCCACCACGUGAACGCAUAUGAGGAAGACAACCAUUUGGUUUUUGAUGUCAUUUCCUAUACUGACAACAGCCUGUACCAAAUGUUCUAUCUGAAGAAUCUGGAUAGUAACGUGGAGAAUAACGUCAGGCUGACCUCCACCCCAUCCUGCAAACGGUUUGUGGUUCCUCUGCAGUAUGACAAGGAUGCAGAAGUAGGUGUCAAUUUAGUCCGACUCCCAUCAACCACGGCAACUGCUGUGAAGGAAAAAGAUGGCAGCAUCUACUGUCAGCCUGAAAUGUUAUGUGAAGGCAUAGAAUUGCCUCGCAUCAACUAUGAUUACAAUGGCAAGAAGUACAGAUAUAUUUUUGCAGCAGAGGUUAAAUGGAGUCCAGUCCCCACACAGAUAGUUAAAUUUGACAUUUUGACGAAGACAAAGCUUCACUGGGAGGAGGAAUACUGCUGGCCAGCGGAACCAGUCUUUGUGCCUAGUCCUGAUGCCAAAGAAGAAGAUGAUGGUAUCAUCUUGUCCAACAUCGUGACCACAGAACCCCGGAAGCUCCCUUUCUUGCUCGUCCUGGAUGCCAAAACAUUCAAGGAAAUCGCCCGCGCCACUGUCAAUGUUGACCUUCACCUGGACUUGCAUGGGAUAUUCAUACCCAAGACAGAUCUGAAGACGGAGUGCAAGGCAGAUUUGGACACAGAGCAGGAGUAAAGGGCCGGUCUGUCAUACAAAGCAGACAGCAGUUAAAGCGGAAGCUAUGGAAAUAUUACUUCUUCUCUAGUCCUCAGCACAUGUGCCUGUGCUAGAGUCAUGGUCUAGGCUAGGGGUUCCCAAGCUGGGUGGGGGGGAGUCCCCAGGUGGACUAUAACUCCCAUUUAAACCAUCCUGAGCCAUUUUUGGAAGGGUGGUAUAUAAAUUAAGUAAGUAAGUAAGUAAAAUCAUCCCCAGCCACAAACUUGCAUUAUUCCCCGCCACAAAGGUCUUUAUUUAAGGUCUUGGGGUGAGGAUGAUGGGAGUUGUAGUCCAACACCACCUGGAGACCCAAGCUCAGGAACUCUUCCACUAGUUGUGGGCAUUACGCUCCCACAGCAAUCAUCACAUCGCAUCUUAGGAUCAAACUACACAGUACGAGAAGUGCACAAUUGUGUGUUUUCCUUGUGAAUUAUAGCGCAAUUCCCCCCACUUUGGAAUUUGGGCACGGGAGUGGGGUCUUCCUACCUAUCUACACUAGAUCUCCUUCUCUUCCCAUGGACCUCCAACUUGGAUCCCCUCCCCAGAUGUCGCUGGACCAUAGCUCCCAUCAUUCCUGGCCACAAUGGCCAACGGAGUUGUGCUCCAGCAAUAUCUGGGGACCCACGUUGGAUAAUCCCUGCCCCUGGGAGAAAGGCUCUCAUUGGCACCAAAUGAGGGCUUUUCCCCAGGGCAAAUAGCAGCUGCAAUUGGAGUGCGGGGAAGCAAGCCUGGGUGCGUCAGUUGCACGUAAUGUCUAGCUGGACCCUUAGCCGUUGACUUCUGAGUACAGUCAUCUCUCACCAACUGUGAGGGUUCCAUUCUGGGAAAACCUCACAGUUGGCGGGCAAUUGAAGGGCACUGGAAAUGUGGCUAGGGGAAUCGCGGUCGCAAAAAGACAAAAAAAAAACAAAAAAAAAAACCACCCCAGAAAAAAUGACCAAACAUUUGCCAAAAAUAAUCCAGAAUCCCUUUAAAUCACCAAUAGUCAGCAAGAAGAGUGAGGGGGGGACCACCACCAGAAAUCACCUCCGAAAUCCUGUAAAUCACCCCCAAGCCCCCCCAAAUCGAGAUGGUCCCCCAAAUUACCAAAAAUCUCACCAAACUAAGGUCACGGUUGACUACACUGGUGACAAUUUCCCAGUCAUGGAUACUAGUCUAAACCGCACUUGGGGAAACCAUAGUUGGCGAUGGAUGACUGUAUAGCAAGGAGAAAGACACAAUCCGCAAGCCCUUUGUACUGUGUGUGUAACAGGGGAGAGUCCUGAACUGAUGCCCGCAGCAAGCCCUACCGAUAUGUGGGAUCCUGAACUUUUCACUGCCCGACUCCUUUCAGCAAUACUGAUAUGGGGAGAGGUCAUUUUGUGAGCUGCAGGCUGCGCCCUGAGAUGCCUUUAGUGCUGAGCACCCUGGCUGAGGGCCCCUGGUUUGGUCCAGGCAGCUUCAAAACACCUCCCUGGGCACUCAUGGUGCCACUGGGAAGUCUGUGCUUGCAGCCUCUUGCUCUCAGAGGCAGGGUUGGCUUGUCCAUUAGGCACACUUAGGCAGUGGCCUAGGGCGCCAAGCGGUAGGGGGCAGUGCUGUGCCCAUUGGUCACUCGCCGCAUAGCCACCUUCGCCUCCAGCCCUGCUGCCUACUUGCUGCCUGCCCACAACCCCACCACUGCUCUCUCCAGCUGGCCGGCCUGCUUGCUCACUCCCUGCCACAUCUGCUCCUUCUGGUGCUGCUGGCCUAGGCCUUUGCUGGAUCUCAAAGUGCCACAGUGUUUUAUGAUGAUGUCAUUGCGUGCCACAGUAUAGUGACGCACCAUGGUGAUGUCAUCAUGAGCGAGCAGCAGGGCUGGAUGCAAAGGUGGCAGGGGCCACAGGCAGGCAAGUAGGUGGGUGUGUGGUGGGCAGAAUGGGCCUCUGCAUGUCUUCCGCCUCCCUACGGGUGGGCACUAAGGCCAGGUUUUGCCUGGGGGCACCCAAAGUCCUUGGGCCCACCCUAUCCAGGGAUGCCAAGCAGUGGUCAGGGGAGCGGCUGUCUGAACUCCUUUCUCCACACACGGUAGGCAACGCAAGAGUAUCCACAGGGUGUUUCCAGCAGUAUUUGCAAGGUAUCUGAUUCCGUGCCAUGAAUUAAUACCUUGGGAUGCUGAACUGCUUGAGCAAGUGGUGUUUACAGCGCUGCACUCAAAGUGAGUCACCUUUGCAAAUGUUUUAUGUAACCUUCUCGUGUUUUCAAGGCUGCAUGUCAGGGUGUAGCGACCGUUGAGCAAGGGGGGACAACUGUCCCCAGGCCUCAAGGCUCUGGGGCCCCCCUCCCCCUUACCCUCAGCCCUCCCACACCCAAAGCGCUUACCAGCUGGGACCCCAAGACACAAGGCACGCCCCUCUUCACUCCAGCCAGCGUUUCACAUUGGCUGAGGAGGAAUGGCCCCUCCCCUGCAUGUGACAUCAGGUACAAGGGGGCGGAGCCAGUGCAGAGAACGGGGCUGUACAGUCCUGGCAUGGUUUAAUUUCCUCAUUUCCCCUGUCGGCAAUUGGUAGAAUCGCUGAAAGGGGACGCCUUCCCAGGGAAAGGAGCUCCCUUUCAGCAAUUCCACCAACCGCUGUCAGGGGAAAUGAAACUCUGCCAGUGCUGUGACAGCCUCGUUUUCUUUACUGGCCCCGCCCCCCUGUCCCUGAUGUCAGAUGCAGGGAACCAAUCAAAGUUUCUCCCCCGGCCCCCGCAAAACUCCCUCUGCCCCUGCUGCAUGUAAUCACAACGCUCUCUGUGAAUUGGUCUUGUCAGAAAAGCUGUCCUUCAACUGUCAUGAGCUUGAGGUCCAAGUCGGCCUGGAUGACUUCACUGCUUCACUGCUUAAGUUCAACUACCAAAGCAAAAUACCAAAUUUCAGGUGCUACAAUACAGUUUGAUACAGUUUGUUUAGGGAUAGCUUCUGCUGUUGUGUGAAUAUUUCUGUGGCCUUUUCUCCCUCUCGCUCGCUCGCUCUCCAAAAAGCAAGGUUUGUUCUCUCUCCUGUGUGGAAGAAAUGUCGUUUCCGAUCUAACGUGGCUUUAUAUCAUUUUGAUGUAUAUGUUAAUUAUAUCUCAAACAAGGUUUUCUCCUGCACAUCCUUCAACUGGACUUGUUUUAGUGGCUUUACUAGCUUAAAAGUAAAUCGUGCUUUGCCAUUUCA
Messenger RNA from Hemicordylus capensis (graceful crag lizard), 4949 nucleotides. RefSeq names its product beta-carotene oxygenase 1 (gene BCO1). The transcript has 11 exons. The record is from RefSeq and is a predicted model, not a curated record. The coding region runs from base 155 to 1768 and encodes 537 amino acids. Gene Ontology annotation, molecular function: beta-carotene 15,15'-dioxygenase activity; carotenoid dioxygenase activity. Lineage: Eukaryota; Metazoa; Chordata; Lepidosauria; Squamata; Cordylidae. Gene Ontology annotation, biological process: retinal metabolic process; carotene catabolic process.